Molecule: messenger RNA, 2415 nt
Organism: Habropoda laboriosa
Lineage: Eukaryota; Metazoa; Arthropoda; Insecta; Hymenoptera; Apidae
Product: dnaJ homolog subfamily C member 9
Exons: 3
Coding region: 218-1825 (535 amino acids)
Cellular component (GO): nucleus; cytoplasm
Molecular function (GO): heat shock protein binding
Source: RefSeq, a predicted model, not a curated record
AGAGGAUUCAGUCUACAGAACAAUUAGAUCGGUUCUAGCUCACCGCUAGAAGCUGCAGAAUUUUCGGCUAAAAUCCCUACCACGAUGACUGCGAACCAUUGAGCUUAUUCGAUUCAAUGCGCACAAAAUAAUGAUACGUACUCUUUCUCACGUUAAAAAGCUGUACAAUACACCAGGAGAUUUUUAACAGAACAACACGAUCGAUCGAUCGAUAAAAAUGGGUACCAUCGUUCAACUGUUUCUCUUCGUUGUUUUGUGUGCGAGUGUCGGUGGAGUGCACGGGGUGUGUAGACAUGUGCCAAACGAAGACAUGAUAGAAUACUUGUGCGUUGGUGGUCAACUUUCUGACUUGGACAAUCUUCCGGUGUACACCGGAAAAAUUCGCAUCCAGGACAUGCCGGUAUCACGGAUAACCCAGGACACAUUCUCAAGGUUCGGCUCGGAUCUCUGGGUCCUCGGUUGCUCCCAUUGCGGGAUAACAGACAUCGAGGACAGAGCUUUUCAACGUUUGAACAACCUUCAGCAACUGAGUUUGAACAACAACCACUUGACCACCGUGAAGGAAUCUUGGUUCAAAGGUCUGGACUCUCUAACCUACUUGGAUCUGAAUUACAACAACAUCGAGUCCGUCGAAAACGGUGUAUUCGAGAGUCUACCAAGCUUGGUCGACCUGAGACUUUCUGGUAAUCGUUUGGAAUGUCUGAACCUAGAAGACAUGUCUCAUUUGAAGGACCUGAAAAGGAUGUUCCUCACGGAGAAUUCCGAGUUCAAGUGUCCAAACGCUGUCAGCGCUUUUCUCGGAAGCCAAGGGGUAAGUUUGGAGAAGGAUCCAGAGUGGAGUAGACUAACGUCCGAUCUGGUCCCAGUAGAGCUUCCAAUUGAUUACGACACCGACGACGAGGAAACAUUGACCGAGGAACCGACCACGAGAUUGCCUAUCUAUCGCGAAAGAUUGCAUCCUCCAACGAUGACACCGCCUUCAGCUGUGGAAUCAACCGUUCCGCACAUCGCGCCAAGGUUCCAAACAACAGAAGAAGUGCUCUAUCGUCCAACCUACAACACCCCGGAUUGGAGAAUGACCGCAAAACCGUCUACGGUGAACUACGAAGACACGGCGAGAAGUACAACGAAUUCACCAUACGACGAUCCGAUGAGAACCUACACUACACCAAGAUUAGUCGUGUCAAUCGACGAGACAACGAAUUCACCUCCCGAGACUACGUACAACAGCCAAGAUGUAACGUCAACCUUGAGAACUUGGCCGAGAUUCCCGGAAUCCACCAGCGCCAGGCCUGAAUUGCCGGCCUAUCCACCCCAUAGAAACGAGGACGGGCGUUACACAGAACAACCGUAUUACUCGAGCCCAAUCAACUCGUUCCCCUUGGCACCGAGCCCGGAAGACGGUGAACGUCAGACGCCGACAUUCGUCGACCCUAACGCAGAAGUAACCACGAGUCUCGUUAGGACAGAUUGGACAGAGAUGAAGACCGACGAUUCGUCGAAGAUGGACAACCAAGUACCGACAAAUCACGUUUCACGACCUUUGCCACCGUCAUUGGUCGAGCCAAUGCCGCCAGAUAACGUGCAUCAAGCACCUUAUUACGAGAGCACAGUCACUGUCCAUUCACCGCAAUUGGUGAAUAAUCUGCCUCAGCAGGAGGAAGUGACUCCGGGAGCCGUGCCAAUUGAAACGACCACCGAUAAGCCAUUGCCCAAUUGUCCAACCAGGAAUUCAUCGCCGUCGUCGAGCCAGAGCUCCGUAGCAAUGAUCGUCGUUUCCGUUUUCCUUCUGAUCAGGGGACGCGUCCUUGUGGAGGGAUUUUAGCUAAAAAAAGAUUCGCUCUAACCUUACAAUCACGAUUGAACGAUUUCACCUGUUGUUAAGUUAUCUCGGACGAUCCGCAAACGAAAAGACGAAACACACACACACACAUACACGCAUAUACAUACAUCGUUUAAAGCGAACCUGUGGAAUAAUCGACGCGAAGAGUAUCGCUGAUAAUGAAACAUUAAACGACAUCACCUAUUAGAUCAUUUAAUCACAGACAUUAAGAGAUCGAGUGACCUAAAGUGUGUGCAGCUGGUAUCAUCGUUUUCUAUACCUCGAGCAAACCUCGGACACUAUUUAUUUGCGUGAUUCGCUAAAUUGGAAGAACCGAACCGACGACGGUUCGUUCUUCGGAAGCACCGCUCAGCCUGCGGAACCCACAGCAACGCGUGUCCGAGGAGGUUGUGCAAGAUUUGUUUUGCCAAGGAGUCAAAGCCAAAUACGAUUUCUGCGGCGGCGCGAUGCUGAAUAUCAAUUGAAACAGUAACAAGCGACGAGGGCCACCGCAAUGUAUCCGUGGGCCAAAGAAGCAGAGGAAGCCGAUCGUCUAGACAAAAUGCUGAAGAUCGAAAACGAAGAGAACGCAG